Messenger RNA from Neltuma alba, 1793 nucleotides. RefSeq names its product serine/threonine-protein kinase STY13. Gene Ontology annotation, molecular function: protein serine/threonine kinase activity; ATP binding. The record is from RefSeq and is a predicted model, not a curated record. Bases 394 to 1518 code for a protein of 374 amino acids. Lineage: Eukaryota; Viridiplantae; Streptophyta; Magnoliopsida; Fabales; Fabaceae. The transcript is spliced from 8 exons. Gene Ontology annotation, cellular component: plasma membrane. Gene Ontology annotation, biological process: protein phosphorylation.
UAGGAAUCACCCGCGCUCUCUCCUUUUCCUUUAACCUGAGGCUCGUUCGUCGGGAUUUUUUUUCUGGGUUUGGUUAAUGAUUUCCUGUUUCGUUGGUGCGUUCUCCUUUCGCUCUUUCAAAUGGCUUCAGCCAAAUCCAGAAAAACUCCAACUGAAUAUCUACUUUUCUAAACGGAAAAUACUCAAUUUGAUUUGAACAAUGCCUUCUUUGGACUCGGUUUCUUCAUGCGUCUUAAAGCGGGGGAUUUUUGAGCUGUUAACCUCCCUCCGAAAUUCUCACGUCGUCUCUGAUUCUUAUAAAAUUCAACUUCAAAGCUUGGAAUUUGAGUUUGUUGAAAUUGGGUGUUCUUGAAGGAUUCGGUAGUCGGAGAAAGAGGUGUUGUAACACCGAAGAUGGAUUUGGAAGCAGGAGCUGUGGAUUCCAAGAUGAAGGGUGUUGGAAAAGUUAGCAGUAAUGAUAAGAUGUUCAGAGCUGAUAAAAUUGAUCUCAAAAGCUUGGAUGCACAGCUUGACAAGCACUUAAGCAGGGUUUGGUCCAGGGACAUUGAGUCCAAAAGGCCUAAAGAAGAGUGGGAGAUUUAUUUGGCCAAACUGAAUCUGCGAUAUGUUGUAGCUCAUGGAGCCUAUGGUACUGUUUACAGAGGCACCUAUGAUAACCAAGAUGUUGCAGUGAAAGUUUUGGACUGGGGUGAGGAUGGUGUGGCCACAGCUGCUGAAACUGCUGCUUUACGUGCAUCAUUUCGGCAGGAGGUUGCUGUUUGGCACAAACUUGACCAUCCAAACGUUACAAAAUUUGUUGGAGCUUCAAUGGGAACCUUAAAUCUUAAGAUUCCCACAAAGAACUCUUCAACUGAUGGUCAAGAUUCCCUUCCUUCUAGGGCAUGUUGUGUUGUUGUUGAGUAUAUCCCUUGUGGGACACUAAAGCAACUAUUGUUCAAACAGAGGCACAAGAAACUUGCUUUCAAGGUUGUGAUUAAGCUGGCUUUAGAUCUCGCUAAGGGCCUUAGCUACCUACAUUCAAAGAAGAUUGUACAUCGAGAUGUCAAAGCAGAGAAUAUGUUGUUAGAUCGCCAAGGAAACUUGAAAAUAGCUGAUUUUGGAGUCGCACGAAUUGAAGCACAAAAUCCAAGUGACAUGACUGGUGAAACUGGAACCCUUGGAUAUAUGGCACCCGAGGUUCUGGAUGGUAAGCCUUACAACAGAAGAUGUGAUGUGUACAGCUUUGGCAUUUGCUUGUGGGAAAUAUAUUGCUGUGAUAUUCCUUAUCCAGAUCUUAGCUUUGCUGAUGUGUCAUUGGCAGUUGUCCGUCAGAAUUUGCGACCGGAAAUCCCACGAUGUUGUCCCACAUCUUUGGCUAACAUCAUGAGGAAGUGUUGGGAUGGGAACCCAGACAAGCGUCCAGAAAUGGGCGAGGUGGUUAGUUUGUUGGAAGCCAUAGAUACAAGCAGAGGGGGAGGAAUGAUACCAGAAGAUGCCACACCCACCUGCUUCUGUUUUGCUCCAUCUCGUGGUCCCUAACUCUUCAAGUCCUUGUGGAAGGUAAACUAUAUAUUGGUCAGGGGAAGAUAAAGAGAGUUGCAGAUGGUAAAUCUUGUUUUAUGGUUUGCCAGGGCAUACCCCAACUGGAUUUCCUGGUUGGUGGUAGAAGAGUUGAAAGAUCAUGAAGAAAGAAAAAGGGAAAUAAUGUUUGAAACAUUUGUGUUUUGGUUAAAUGAGAAGCAGAGAUUGGUGCUGUAACCAUUUUUUGUUGGUGCACUUAAUAAAAUUUUCAAAUAUGAAAUUAUUUUGAUUCA